Haemonchus placei is the source of this 861-nucleotide messenger RNA. The record is from the annotation of a GenBank genome assembly. Lineage: Eukaryota; Metazoa; Nematoda; Chromadorea; Rhabditida; Trichostrongylidae.
UCUGAUGCUUCCGACGUUGAUGACUCGGAAAUGUUUGCAAUGGACGAUCGACUUGCAGCUGCGUUUAAAGCAAUGGUCCCAGCAAAAAAGAAAAAUAAAGCAGCUGCUCAAGCUGCGGCCGCUUUUCGGUUGAAGCUUGCCGACCUUCUUCUUUUCACCAUAUCUUCUCAAGAUACACCAACAAGUAUCAAAAUAAUCGAGGUCGCCGAUAAGCAAGUGAUUAGUUUAUUGGAUAAACUGAUUGUCGAAGGGUCUGGCAUCUCCAAUCCGACUCUCAUAUCCACCGUUGCCGCCCUGUGCUCCUUUAUUUUCUCACUUGGCAUCUCAUCGGAUGGUACAUGUUCGGAAACGGUGCUCUCAGCAUUCGUUGGUCUAUUUGAGCGAUUCAUGGCCCAAGAAGAUGGAAUGAUCGGGUGUGAAUUGGCCAUCGCUGCCGUCAUAAAACAUCCGGAGCCAUUUGUUCCGAGGGCUUCAGUGUUUCUGAAAGCAGGAUUCAAUGAGGAGUACCGAGUUUUUCGAAGGACGGAAGCUGUACUUUGUCUUGCUGGAAUGAUGAACAAAGCAGUAGUUCUCAAAGCCCCAGUGGAGAAAUCCGUUGUUAAAGGACUUGCGAAGGCAUCUUCUGAGUAUCUUCAGACCUCAAUGACUGAACCACAGACGAUCAAACCCCGUUAUUUUGCCAGCGUUUUGAAGCUCCUGUUAUCUGCUGCUUCUAGUGUUGGAGACGAACUGAAGCCUACAUUGCAAAAAUAUCUGAAACUAGAUGUGGCGUUGGAAAAUGAGCAGAUUUGGAAUGAAGUGAGCAAGAAAGUCAAUUCGGCUUGUCAACAGGUGAGUUUGGAUGGUGGAGCGCGAAAAUAA